CUCCUAAGUACUAAACUAAUCAACUUAGGGGCUGUUUGGCAACUUCUGAAUCGGUAAGUGCUGAACCAGUAAGAGGUCUGAACCAUUAAGUGCUGAACCAGUAAGAGGUCUGAACCAUUAAGAGCUAGUAUAUUGCUUAACUAUUCAGAGGCAAAUGUCUGAUCAAUUCAGAUAAGAGGUCUUAACCAUUCAGACUCUGUAUAAUACUUAAUCAUUCAGAGUGGAUAUCUCUCACAAAAUUGUGUACCCAUAGAGCAUACCAACUUGGGUACCUUGCUAACCCCAAAAUUAAUCGAGAAGGAGGUGGCAAGAAUUUCACCAUUCAAAGACUCACCAAAGACUCAAAGAGAGUGGUGGUGAGUAGUGAGAGAGUAGAUAGAGAGAGAGAGAGAGAGGAUUGGCAAUUCAUUCACUCCCUCCAACAACGAACCACCUAAACACCACUUCUUUUCCUUUCCUUAUAAUCCUACUAUUUCCUUUCCUCUGAUCUCACCAUUUUUAACACUCGCCGGAGAUGAAAGACUGUACGAAGCACCCGGUGGCGGAGGCCAACGAAGAGAGCCCCUUUGGGUCCUUGAGCCCCGACGAGUUCUACUCGCGCCACUCGGUGAGUCACGGCACCGAGUUCAUCACCAAUACCCGCGGUCUCAAGCUAUUCACCCAGUGGUGGACCCCUCUCCCUCCCGCGAAGGUAAUCGGCGUCGUCUUUGCCGUCCACGGAUUCACCGGCGAAUCCAGCUGGAUGCUCCAGCUCACCGCCGUCCACAUCGCCAAGCAAGGGUUUGCAGUCUGCGCCAUCGACCACCAGGGCCACGGCUACUCCGACGGCCUCGUCGCUCACAUACCGGACGUCAAUCCCGUCGUCGACGACUGUAUAUCCUUCUUCGACUCCUUCCGCGACCGCCACGUGCCGCCGGAUCUGCCGUCGUUCCUCUACGCCGAAUCCCUUGGCGGCGCGAUUGCUCUACUCAUAACCCUCCGCCGCGGCGAUUCCGCCCCCAAACGGCCCUUUGACGGCGUCGUUUUGAACGGGGCGAUGUGCGGCAUCAGCGAUAAGUUCAAGCCCCCGUGGCCGUUGGAGCAUUUUCUGGACAUCGCCGCCUUCCUCAUCCCGACGUGGCGCGUUGUUCCGACGCGCGGCUCCAUCCCCGCCGUUUCGUUUAAGGAGGAAUGGAAGAGGAAGCUGGCGAUUGCAAGCCCUAGAAGGACAGUGGCGAGGCCUCGAGCAGCGACGGCGCGUGAGUUGCUGAGAGUGUGCCGGGAUUUGCAAUCGAGGUUCGAGGAAGUGGAUGUCCCGUUCCUGAUCAUCCACGGAGCGGAAGACGUAGUCUGCGACCCGGCGUGCGUGGAGGAGCUGCACAGACGCGCCGCCAGCAAGGACAAGACUCUGAAAAUAUAUCCCGGCAUGUGGCACCAGCUGGUGGGCGAGCGGGAGGAGGACGUGGAGCGCGUUUUCGGAGACGUUGUGGAGUGGCUGACGACAAGAGCCAAUCGCGCUACCAGUUGAAACGCCGCCGUGUGCGGCGGAUGAAGGUGGCCGAUUAAUUAAUUCACGGUAAAUUGGAUUUGGGAGUGAGCAGUUCCGUAGUUGUUGGGCAGCAAUAACUAAACGGUUAGGAGUUGGGUGAGUGUAGGGAGCAUUCCCUUAUUUUUAUGUACUACAAUGCGCCAGAUCAAUAAAUACAUAUAGGACCAUGCUACACUUACGCCAACAAAUAUACCUCAUUUGUACACCACAUGUUUGCACAAACAUUUCGAUGGUUUACACCGACACAAGUGUUGGUGCGUUAAUAAAAAUUUACACAGACACAAAUGUUGGUGCGUUUAACAAAAAUUAGUUUUACAC
Molecule: messenger RNA, 1846 nt
Organism: Cuscuta campestris
Lineage: Eukaryota; Viridiplantae; Streptophyta; Magnoliopsida; Solanales; Convolvulaceae
Source: the annotation of a GenBank genome assembly